AUGUUUAAUGACACAUUGUGUGGUGCUCCAAGAUUUCAUGUCCCUCCAUGCCCCAUUUCGUUAAACCGUAGAUCAAAGAGGAAGAAGUUACUUCUGAUAGUCUUUCCUCUACUGGGAACUGCUGUGAUAAUUGUUUUUAUAACAUUGGCAUUUGUAUGGAUGAGGUGCAGAAGAGAAGGAAAUGUUCCAGUCCAAGCUGAUUUGUUGGCUACAAGGGGAAGAAUUUCAUACUAUGAAAUAGUACAAGCCACUAACGCUUUUAGUGAGAGUAAUUUCAUUGGUUCCAGGAGUUUUGGUUCUGUUUACCAAGGAAUUCUCAGAGAUGGGACUACCAUUGCAGUUAAAGCUUUAGUGCUCGAGUACAUGCCUAAUGGGAGCCUUGAAAAGUGGUUGUAUUCGCACAACUACUUCUUAGACAUCAUGCAAAGACUAAGCAUAAUGAUAGAUGUGGCAUGUGCAUUGGAAUAUCUUCACCAUGGUUGUUCAGCACCUGUUAUUCAUUGUGAUCUGAAGCCUAGCAAUGUCUUGCUAGAUGAAAACAUGGUUGCUCGUGUAAGUGACUUUGGCAUUUCCAAACUACUCGGUGAAGAUGAGAGUGAUUUACACACUAAAACCUUCGCAACAUUCAGCUACAUUGCACCUGAGUAUGGGAGGGAGGGAUUGGUGUCGCUAAAAUGUGAUGUUUAUAGUUAUGGGAUCAUGUUGAUGGAAACGUUUACAAGGAACAGGCCUAACGAUGAAAUAUUUGAUGGAGAUUUUAGUUUAAAGAAAUGGGUAAAUGAUUCACUGCCAGAGGCAAUAAGCAAAGUUGUGGAUAUGAAUUUGCUAAAGCCAGAAGAUAAGAAACACAUGGACAAGACAGAUGGUGUAGCAUCCAUCUUGAAAGUGGCACUAGAUUGCUCCGCUAAGGAUCAACAUGAAAGAUGUUGUAGGAAUGCUACAAAAGAUCAAGAUUCGACUUCUUACAUGUUCUGCAAGUACAUAAAACAUUUGAUUCAUGUCACUUAA
This is a messenger RNA of Lycium barbarum (goji berry), 1008 nucleotides long. Its product is annotated as probable LRR receptor-like serine/threonine-protein kinase At3g47570. The record is from RefSeq and is a predicted model, not a curated record. Lineage: Eukaryota; Viridiplantae; Streptophyta; Magnoliopsida; Solanales; Solanaceae. The transcript is spliced from 3 exons. The coding region runs from base 1 to 1008 and encodes 335 amino acids. Gene Ontology annotation, molecular function: protein kinase activity; ATP binding. Gene Ontology annotation, biological process: protein phosphorylation.